Molecule: messenger RNA, 3824 nt
Organism: Acanthaster planci (crown-of-thorns starfish)
Lineage: Eukaryota; Metazoa; Echinodermata; Asteroidea; Valvatida; Acanthasteridae
Product: proton-coupled folate transporter-like
Biological process (GO): transmembrane transport
Cellular component (GO): plasma membrane
Molecular function (GO): transmembrane transporter activity
Source: RefSeq, a predicted model, not a curated record
GCCGCUAGACACGCUAUAGAAUAUGGCAAUACAAUCCGAAGACAAACCUCUUCUUGAACCAGAAGCCUUAUAUAACAGAUCUCCCUGGAUUUCCUUCGCCACCUUCAUCAUUCUGCAGUUUCUGAUCUUCAUACCUGAAGGCGUUAUGCAAACACUUUCAGCACAGUUCACUCGCUCCGCUUUUGCCCGCGAAAGGAACUUCACCCUUCCAGUCGGCGUUAACUCGUGCACGACCAGCAACGUCACCCAGGAGCUCAACGACAUCCAGGCAGCGACCGCGCUGUUCGCUACAUACCAGAGCGUACUCAAAGAUUUCGUCCCAGUCCUCACGACCCUGCCGUUGACUGCUGCGUCUGACUUCACUGGCCGCCGUCCCAUAAUCCUUCUGAGAUGCUUCGGUGGGCUUGCCAUGACGACCGGCUUCUUAAUCGUGUCAUUCUGGGAUCUCUCCGUAUAUUACUCUCUUUUUGGCUGUGCAGUUUUUGGUUUUUCUGGAGGAUAUGUACUUUUAAAUUCGAUUUGCAUGCUCUAUGUUACAGACAUUUUUGCAGCAGAGACGAGAGGCACUGCCUUAGCCAUCGUCUACGGCAUAGAAAUCUCUGUCAUGUAUAUAGGCACUUUGGUGGUUAAUAUCUUACUUCAGGCUUUAUCUUCUUACACUGUACCUUUCUUGAUAGCAACUGUAUCAGCGUUGUUGGCUUGUCUCUGGGUACUUCCUUCAUGUCUUGUUCAAGAGUCCAUUAAGAAGCGUCCUUUGGAUCUAGGAGUGAUUACGAAUAUCACCGAGGGCAUCCGGUGUCUUUUCACAAAAGCAACCAAUAGCCGACGACGGAGACUUCUCGCUCUUUUGGUGUGUGACAUGCUGGUGAAUUUUCAAGUAGAGGGCUUUGAGAGUACAAUGGAUCUCUACGGUUUAGGGGAGCCAUUCUGCUGGUCUCCAACAUUCGUCGGUGUGUUUUGGCUUAUGCAUGGGAUCCCACAAGCAUUUGGGACACCUUUGACUGUAUGGCUAAUCGGACUUGUUGGGCUUUCAAGUUAUUGGGUGAUAUAUAUCAGCCUUGUGUCAGGAAUUGGACUAUUUCUGCUGACAGCAGUGGCCAAAAGUAAUGCCGUCUUGAUUUACGGUGCCUCGUUAGUUGGUAUAUCCGCCGGUGCUUCAAGGCCAAUGUUUGUUCUUCUCAUGACAAAGACUGUUGACACGAAAAAUCAAGGGGCACUGUUUGCCAUGUCCUCGCUGCUCUCAGCCGUCUCUGUAGCACUUUCCAUUAUCAUCCAGAAGGUUGCGUACUCAUUUGCAGUUACUGAAGGACAUGUCGUUGUUCUCUUUCUUGUAAUGGCCUUGAUGUGCGGACUGAUACUCGUCCCUGUCAUAUUCUUGCACGUGCUGGAGCUUAAAAGCGACAUUGACGACCCAGAUCCAAUAAGUAUGAAUAGUAUAGACAAUUAAGUUCCUUGUCGGUAAAAAAGUAAAGUUUGAGGCUUUUUGCAGGCCUUUGAGCUAUAUCAUGCUCUCUCAAUGAAGAAAUUACCUGUAUAUUAUUUUACUUGUACUUAUUAAAGUAAAAAUUAAAUUCAAUACAUUCUAUGUUAUCGUUUACUUGAUGUAAAACAUGGAAAUAAAAUGUAUCAUAAUGGAUAGGCUUUUGUAUUGUUAUACAUGUUAUUCAAUGUGUGUGUAUAUAUGAUGGACGUUCGGCUUCUAUAUUGUGGGUCUGUUUGUGUUUACACUUUGCUGCUUGUUUGCAUUGUAUGUCUAUUGUUGCGUCUUUCUAUACUGCUAUCUCCUAAUUGGGCGAUCAAACGUCGAUUUUUCCUGAUUCCUGGAUGUCGCGAACUGGACUAACUUUGACAGAAGCCUUACAUACAUAACCUUUACUGCAAAUACGCUGCAGUACAAUUUUAGUAUUAAAAACUUCUUUUUCAAAAGCCAUAACCCUAAAAGAGCUAGGGCGGAAUCCAGUCCUGCCAAGCCAUUUUUUCGAUACCUCCCAGGUGCACUAUUUAGGAGCUGAGCCUUUAGGAGUUUUUGGAGUAGGUUAAUACAUUUUGACAACAGUUUUGUAAAACUCGAACAUACCGUACUCCCGCAGCGCCCAUUUUCCCCGAGACAGGUCAGCCAAACGUAUACUUUUCGAUUGCCGUGGUCAAUGUACGCGGGCUGCCAUGCGCGUGGCCCUUCUUUUCUAUGACCGUAACAACAAAACCACAGGUCAGAUUUAGACGGAACUCCACAGUUAUACUGAUGAGUGUUUUCACAUGCAUGUGAAGUUUACAAACAUCGAGCAUGGGACAGCAGAGUUGUUUUGAGCGGCAGAAUCCCCCCCCCCGGCGAUGAGAUUGUCCGGACCCGGCUCUGGACUCAAAAGGAACCCCGUCCUGUCAAAGUUACAGAAAGCAUUUCGCUAAACGUUCGGUUCGGUCUUUCAAGUACAUGUACUUGGGGGGAGUAACAUUGAUAAUAGCUGAAUAGAAGUGUAGCACAAGAAAAAUCAGUGCUAAGUGUAAUCAAUUUCUGUAUUUUCUGAGGAGAAUGAAAUCAUUCAGUGUCCAAAGUGAUAUUUUGUAUCUAUUUUAUCAGGCAGUCAUCCAAUCUGUUUUUUCAUUCUGUAGUGUAGUGUGGUGUCAUGGGCUGCCACAUGAGAACAUUCCAAAAUUGAAUCGCAUUAUAAAAUACGAAUACGGGUUGGUAGGCGCUGACAUUAAGCAGCUGGAUACUUUAUGUAGUAAGUAAAGAUAUGGAGAACAAAGUCCUGACCAUUGUGUCUGACAGCAAUCACCUGCUUCAUCCCGGUGUUGUUAAAAGCGGGCCUGGUAGGAUAAGACAACUUAGGCUGACCACCAAUAGGCUGAGGAAUUCCUUCAUCCCUAUACGUCCAUUAGACAUUACGAUAGCAAUGUUUUCUAACGUAUUGCUACUUCAAGGUUUUUAAAGGGGAUGGUAUUUUGUGUCUAGGGGUAUUGUUUCAUAUUUUGGUGUAUAAGUAAAUGUGGUCGACUCGGACUGUAUAACAUUUGUGAUUAUAUUCUCUAUAUUUUAAUUUAGUGGUCUAACUAUGAACUCUUGCUGUGGAUUUUGAUGUGUUUUUAUUGACUGGGACAACAAUUUUCAUGAGAUAAGGACCCGGGUGCCACAUGACUUUUGGACGGACAAACGGCUCGACCGACGGCCCAAGUUAUCAAUCUUAUUCGAUUCCGAUAAUCGUUCAAGCUUGCCUCAAUACCAGGGGAAACGUCUUGGCAAUAGACACAGGUGCUGUAAAUCCAAUUCACAACGAAACCAAUAAAUUACAUGUACAUUGUAUAUUGUUACAUGUACCGCGUAUGGAGAUAAGGACCCAGGUGCCAAAAACGCGCACGCACCUGUCGGAGGAAAAGCACAACCACGUGACCAAGCUGAUAAUUUGCGCUAUUACAAUUAUAUUUUGUAUGUUUAACAAUUGCGACAUGUAUGCCACAAAAAUCGCCGCAAUGGUAGCUUUUAACUUAUGUAAGAUUCGAUAGGUAAAAUGAUCUAAAGAGAAAGAUUUCCUAUUGCAUUUGUUUAGUUAGACUUGUGUGUCCUUUAAUUCUCUUUCAGUACUAAAAUGCAAUUAACAAUACACGUAUUUCAGAUUUACAUGUACAUCCAUGAAUAUAAAGGCAUUUUUGUAGUUAAAAAUUCAAAUGCAGCCAAUAGCCCUGCGUUUGGGUUGAAAUUCUGGCUUUUAUGUGAUUGUACCCGAGACGAUCCAACAGCAUUCAACAAUUAGCCAUUUGAGAAUUAGAUUUUAAUAAAAUCUGGUACACUCAGUUCUUUAAAUUCACAUGAACAUAACAACUUGAAU